UAUAAACAAAAUACAAAUACAAAUUCUUCCGUACCAUAACGCGAAAUAUAUUUCUAUUUCCAUUCUUCUGUUAUGGAAACUAAAGAAUCUGCAACUGAAAAGAAAGUUAAAUUGCUAUGGAAUCAAGCAAAUAUCCUGCCCCAAGAAAAUCACACAAUUCAGUUACUUCGAUCGUUUUACUUGACAACAUGCAAAAAGCUGGGCAGCUAUGAUGCCAAAUUACCUGCCUUGACAUUUGUUCCAUCUGUUAUGUGUCCUAAAUGUUCGUCCAUUUGGUCAGAAAGUAAAUUUUCACUUUCACUCAAACCUCUUCGGAUUCAUAGUCAAAAAGCUGAGAAAUUAGUUGAAAAACUUAAAACUGACCAAAAGAGCCUAAGUAGGAAGCAGAAGAAACGGGCUAAAUGGCUGAAAAAGAAAAUAUGCAACAAUGUGGAAAUAACGUGUGAGUUUUGCAAACUAAAAACCAAACAAGCUCUUAUCAAGACGAAGGAAAAGAUAAAAACCGAAGAAAAAGAACCUGAAAUAGAGAUACCAACGAAAAAGAAGAAAAAGAAAAAAGACAAAUCUGCUGGACUCAAGCUUGACAAAGUGAUUAAACCUCCAGUCACACUGCAACCGCAAUCCCAACCCCAUCCAAAGAAACCGAACCCAAAUCCACCUGCAAAGAAAAAUAAUAAAUCAAAAGCGCAACCAGCGAAGGCGAAAAUUGAAAAAACUAUUUCAAAAACACAAAAGCAAAACUCUCUCCUGCAGCUUGCUAAAAUGCUUAAAAGUCAAAUCCCCGUCGUGGGGACAAAACCAAAUAAUCAGUUGGAAAAGUUGCUACGGUAACGACGAUUAGUUGUAAGAGAUUUGAUCUCUUCAGAUUUGAAUAAAAAGAUGAAAAAGAUUUGAGCUAGAGAAAUGUAUAUUUUUAAAUAUUAAAUUUAAAAAUGUUAAUUGA
Eupeodes corollae is the source of this 943-nucleotide messenger RNA. Its product is annotated as ribosomal L1 domain-containing protein CG13096. The coding region runs from base 73 to 831 and encodes 252 amino acids. NCBI's taxonomy places the organism in Eukaryota, Metazoa, Arthropoda, Insecta, Diptera, Syrphidae. The record is from RefSeq and is a predicted model, not a curated record. The transcript has 3 exons.